AUGUGGACAAGCAGUGAAACAGAUGGAAAACCUGGUCCCACAGUGCAGCCAGCGCCAGGCCAGGUGCUCACCCUGUCAGGCCACCAGUUGAAAAAGGGAUCAGAAACAGCACAGCACAGCAUGGAAGGGCGUGGAGUUCCAGGCUCAGGCCAGGAGCAGCGUGAUGGUGACACCAGCACCAUCAGCGGUUGCUGGUGA
Paracoccidioides lutzii Pb01 is the source of this 198-nucleotide messenger RNA. RefSeq lists its product as hypothetical. The transcript has a single exon. The record is from RefSeq and is a predicted model, not a curated record. Bases 1 to 198 code for a protein of 65 amino acids.